Penicillium verhagenii is the source of this 549-nucleotide messenger RNA. It is a transcript of the gene aspf34, whose product is annotated as cell wall protein PhiA. The record is from RefSeq and is a predicted model, not a curated record. The coding region runs from base 1 to 549 and encodes 182 amino acids. Lineage: Eukaryota; Fungi; Ascomycota; Eurotiomycetes; Eurotiales; Aspergillaceae. The transcript is spliced from 2 exons.
AUGCUGAUCAAGAAUAUCGCUUUCGCUGGUUUUUUUGCCGCCAGUGCCACUGCACUCCCCAGCGUCCAAUCGGAUACCUUCGGCAUUGUCGCCAUCCACUCCGGAUCUCGUGUGCAAUACAGCAGUUUCAACGCUGCUUUGAGCAGUAUCUUUGCUGGUCUCAGCUCUCAGAAAGCCAGCUGUGCGCGUCCCAAAGAACAGGAUGCCACAUUUUACCUGAAGGACAGAGCUCUAUAUCUCUAUGAUGAGUCUGCCACCCCUCAGGAGAUCUAUGUUGAUCGCUCUGGAAUGGGUCAGGGUAAGAUCGGAUAUACUACAGGUGCUCAGCCCGCACCCAAAAAUGCCGAGCGAGCUGGCUGGGCAAUCAAGAAUGGGCAUCUGCAGUUUGCCGGUAAUGACCUGAUUGCUUGCCCAGACAGCGUUGAUGGUGCUUGGUCUAUCUGGGCAUCGGCUGGUGUUUCUAACCCCGCUGGCAAUUCAAACUGUGUUGGAAUUGAAGCUCUCGUUGAGUCGACUGCCAAGCCUAACGCUUGCCUGUACACCGAGUAA